AUGAGGGCACAAAUCCAAAAGGUACCACAGAUAGUCGAAUUGUUAAAGAAGAAGACGGUUGGGUUGCAGCACUUCAAGCCAACGUCUUCAGUGUGCGUCCUGGACCCGAAGGAUGCUGCGGUGGUUGCGCCUUGUGGACAAAGUCUUCCCUCGCAAACUCAGAGCCUUUAUUCGAUACCUGGACCCACCAAUUGGCCCAUAUUUGGCAGUUUGAUAGAACUACUCCGCAAAGGAGGGCUGCAAAGACAACAUGAUGCAUUGAUUGAUUACCAUAAGAAAUUCGGCAAGAUUUUCCGGAUGAAACUCGGCUCCUUUGAAUCCGUCCAUAUUGGCGCACCUUGCUUGCUGGAAACGCUCUACAGAAAGGAGAGCGUUUACCCGCAGCGUCUGGAGAUUAAACCCUGGAAAGCAUACCGAGACUUCAGAGGCGAGGCAUAUGGACUUCUUAUUCUGGAAGGGAAAGACUGGCAGAGGAUGAGAAGCGCAUUUCAGCAGAAAUUGAUGAAACCCACCGAAGUCGCGAAACUUGAUGGAAAAAUAAAUCAGGUGUUGUCGGAUUUCGUUAGUAGAAUUGGACAAGUGACUGACAAUGGACGAUUUGAGGACUUGUACUUCGAAUUGAAUAAAUGGUCAAUGGAGACCAUUUGCUUAGUGCUCUAUGACAGAAGAUUCGGACUUCUGCAUGACAAAGUCAACGAGGAGGCUAUGACCUUUAUCAUGUCCAUAAAAACAAUGAUGAGCACAUUUGGCACAAUGAUGGUCACGCCAGUGGAACUCCACAAAAAACUGAACACCAAAACGUGGCAGGCCCACACUAUGGCAUGGGACCGUAUAUUCAGCAUAGCCAAAGUCUACAUAGACAAGAAGAUAAAGCGCCACACAGAGACAACGGGGCCCGGUGACGACUUUCUGUGUGACAUCUACCGCCACAGUCACCUGUCCAAGAAGGAGCUGUACGCCGCCAUCACAGAGCUCCAGAUUGGAGGAGUGGAGACGACUGCCAACAGCUUGCUGUGGGCUAUUUUCAACCUCUCCCGUAACCCAUGCGCUCAGGGGAAGCUGCUCCAGGAAAUUAGAGAAGUUCUUCCUGCCAAUCAGACUCCCAGCGCUGAGCACCUCCAGAGAAUGCCCUACCUCAAGGCCUGCCUCAAGGAGUCCAUGAGGUUAUCGCCGUCAGUUCCCUUCAUGAGUCGGACCUUAGACAAAGACACUGUGUUGGGGGAUUACUCCAUUCCCAAGGGGACAGUGUUGAUGAUCAACAGCCAUGCUCUCGGUGCCAAUGAGGAGUACUUUGAGCACAGUAGCCUGUUUAAGCCAGAGCGUUGGUUAAGAGAAAGCAGACCCAUCAACCCCUUUGCCCAUGUGCCGUUUGGCAUUGGGAAGAGGAUGUGCAUCGGGCGGCGUCUGGCAGAGCUACAGCUGCAGUUGGCACUCUGUUGGGUGGUCAGGGAUUAUGAAGUUGUGGCGACAGAUUGUGAACCAGUUGAUGCUAUCCAUUCCGGGUUGCUGGUUCCCAGCCGUGAACUCCCUGUGGCUUUCAUCAGACGAUGAGAUCAAAUACAGCCCAUUUGAACUUCACAACAGGAGUUGUGGGCCUGAACGUCCCGAGAGACUCCACAUAUUGCUGCUCUGUAAAUAACAAAUAACUAUUUCAGAUAUAAAUACAUAUUUCUGUAAUCCUGUCCAAUAUACCUCAAACUAAUAUAAAUAUAUUUAAACGAUUAAAUAUGACAGUCUACUUGUUGAUCACUGUCACUUGUACGAUACAGCAGCUGUACUUACUGCCCACUAAUCUUACAUAACUGUUCUUGUGUCAAAUAUAUUCAUGAAAUUAUGACUUUUGUAUAAGUUGUGUUCUUAUGGUAAAUUAUAUACUUGUGUUUAUUUUUCAUUGUGUAUAAAGUGCAAUUAUAGUGUCAACAUGAUGUAGGCCUACAUGGAACACUAGUAGUUCUUAGAAUAUAUUCAUACAAUUCUUUAUAUAUUUAAUCCACUUUCUGUUUUUGUUGCAGAAAUGUUCAUGUUUGAAAUUACUUUGCAGAAUAUGAUUUAAGAUUAAUACAACUGUAUCAUAGCUACACACAAAAACUAAGGACCUAAUAAUGUCUGACGUUGGUAUAUCAUCAUAUUUGUGUGUGGAAAAUGUCAUGGAAUGCACCAUAUGGUAAUCUUACUGGCUCUUGUGCUCAGCUCAGGGCUGCUGUUCAGUAACACCAGCAUCAGAUAUAUCAACUAUCCACACAGCAUAGUACAGCUGUAGUCUGACAACAAAACAUGUCAUGGAGAUUAUAUCUCAGCAUACACAGCCCCCCUCUGCCAUUCAGUUAUGUGGUACAGUUGUCUUUAUUACAAGGAGCGGUUUAUUAUAAUUUCGUAAGUUUAUCUCACUGUAAAUGUUUGGUUUUACUAAUCUGAUAUUAAUGGUCUGAAAUAAAUCAUCUGCUGAAAAGUGGUAAUAUUGUUAAUUUCUGCUUUGGAAAUUGAGUGUAUUUCGGGUAGUAUACUAUAGCAUUUGCAUGUACCUUAUUGACAUAACGUCUUUUAAAGAGGGGAGAGAGAGAGGAAUACACAUAUAAAAACGCAGGUAUUGUUUAAAACCAUCAUUGA
Messenger RNA from Oncorhynchus masou masou (cherry salmon), 2607 nucleotides. RefSeq names its product 1,25-dihydroxyvitamin D(3) 24-hydroxylase, mitochondrial (gene cyp24a1). Gene Ontology annotation, biological process: cholesterol metabolic process; C21-steroid hormone biosynthetic process; cellular response to peptide hormone stimulus. The coding region runs from base 1 to 1551 and encodes 516 amino acids. Gene Ontology annotation, molecular function: monooxygenase activity; heme binding; oxidoreductase activity, acting on paired donors, with incorporation or reduction of molecular oxygen. Gene Ontology annotation, cellular component: mitochondrial inner membrane. NCBI's taxonomy places the organism in Eukaryota, Metazoa, Chordata, Actinopteri, Salmoniformes, Salmonidae. The record is from RefSeq and is a predicted model, not a curated record. The transcript has 12 exons.